Messenger RNA from Westerdykella ornata, 1558 nucleotides. Its product is annotated as arginine N-methyltransferase 2. Gene Ontology annotation, cellular component: cytoplasm; nucleus. Bases 36 to 1274 code for a protein of 412 amino acids. Gene Ontology annotation, molecular function: protein arginine N5-methyltransferase activity. NCBI's taxonomy places the organism in Eukaryota, Fungi, Ascomycota, Dothideomycetes, Pleosporales, Sporormiaceae. The transcript has 2 exons. Gene Ontology annotation, biological process: peptidyl-arginine methylation. The record is from RefSeq and is a predicted model, not a curated record.
CAAAACCUUUCAAUUGCCCAUCCCACUUCCCUAAAAUGGCCGACCUCCAAGCCUCCGAGCAAGACAUUCUUCUUGCCAAGCGCAUAAUCUCCGCCGCCGCCCGCCACGACGUCCCCGCGCUCACCAUCCUCCUCAACGAAGGCGGCAGCGCAAACGUGCAAGACCCGACCGCCGAUGUCGCGACUUCUCCUCUCCACGCGGCCAUUGCAGCUUGCGAGAAUGUAAAAGAGGGGGGGAAGGAGGCAGGUGAGGAGGCGAUGAAGACGGUCGAGUUGUUGCUGCAGAAUGGCGCUAUCUGGAACGAUUUGAAUAAUAAGGACGAGACGCCUGGGUGUGUGGCAUUGAGGUUGGGGCAGAAGAAGUUGUACGAUAUGAUGGUUGAGGCGGGGGUCAGGGCGGAGAUACUGUUUGCGCGGAUGGAGGAGCUGGGUUUGGUAGGAGGCGGCGUCGUUGGAGGUGGAGACAUCGAAAUCGACGAUGCUGAGGAAACCUUGAAGGAGGCGGAGGAGCAACCCGCCCCCAAAAAACAGAAGACAGACGACGGAGCUGCUGAAGUCAAGAACGGACAGCCUUCCGCUCGAGAACAAGCGCUCCUCGACGAUGUCUCCCUCGACAACCACGCCUACCUAAAGUCCCAACUCAGAUACAAACCGGGCAUCCUCCUCGACGAAUCCGACAAUGCCGUCAUGAUGGACUGGGAAACGCAAAUCAUGCAGCGCCACGCCGAAACUCUGAUUCCGCGCCCCGGCCUCCGCACCAUGAACGUUGGACACGGCAUGGGCAUUGUGGAUACCGCCAUUCUUAGCCAUAACCCCUCCGAACACCACAUCAUUGAAGCGCAUCCGCAGGUGCACCAACGGCUCCGCGAAACGGGCUGGUACGACAAACCCAAUGUGCACAUUCACGAAGGGAGGUGGCAAGAUGUGUUGCCGAAGUUGGUGGAGCAGGGAGUAGUGCUGGAUGCAAUCUACUACGACACGUUUGCGGAGGAUUACAAGGCGCUGAAGGAGUUCUUUAGCGAAUAUGUGAUCCAGUUACUUGCGCCGGAUGGGAGAUUUGGGUGGUAUAACGGCCUUGGUGCGGAUAGGCAGAUUUGUUAUGACGUCUAUACUAAGGUCGCUGAAAUGGAUCUUCACGAAGCCGGCUUCGAUACCGAGUGGGAAGACAUCGCCGUCCCGGCCGGUCUGCAUGGAAGUGAUCAGUGGGAGGGGACGCGAAGGCCGUAUUGGACUAUCGAUGUGUAUAGAUUGCCUGUGAAUACGUUCGUCAAAUAAGUAACGUUAUGAUCAGAGGGGAACGGGAAAGAAAGUGUUGCAUGAUGUUGAUAUGAAGAGAAGCCAAUUAUCCGAUUCCAUUGGACGAUGUUGGACACGGACAUUACAUGAACGUUAUCUCCUCCUAGAGUAACAAGCAAUGAUGAAUGGACGAUAUCACGCAGGUGUCGUGCUUGGAUUGCUUCCAACCAGAUUCGUAAGCACUGGCAAGGAAAUACUCGGAAGAAAUAGAGUUGCGGAUAUAUAUCCUGGUAUCAGACUCUAUCAGGUAUUAUGUAGUCAUG